GGAAGCGUUGGGACGUAGGCCGCUUUCUAUGGCUUUUAGGCGUUCGGGGCCUAACAGCGUAACGGUGUUGGAUCUGGCAUAAAAGUAAGGCGGGCUCUGCCCUGUGCUCCAACAGGCCUUGUUUGCAGUGCUAGAGUGAGGGAUGAGGGUGAAGAUAUGGAGCAGAUGGCACAAGAUGAGCUGUGACAAUCAUUCCAGUGAACAAGAUAAUAUUUUUCCUUCUGAGAGCUGGCUACAGGAUUCUGAGUUCCUCCUGCAGCACCGUUGUACUCACUGCCUUUUCCUAGGAUGGGCCAUGGAGUUACGCUCCUCUUUUCACUGUAGCUACUAAUGAAGUUACUUGCUUCAUCAGAGGAAAUGCAGAUCCAUGAAAUUACAUUUUGUGCAAGUUGUUGUUAACUCUGUUGGCAAUGUCUAUGAUUUUAUCUGCCUCUGUGGUCCGUGUGAGGGAUGGACUCCCACUGUCUGCAUCUACCGACUAUGAUCAAAGCACAGGAGUGCAAGAAUGUAGAAAAUACUUCAAAAUGCUCUCAAAGAAACUUUCUCAGCUUCCUGAUAGAUGUACUCUGAAAACUGGACAGUACAACAUAAACUUUAUCAGUUCUCUGGGAGUAAGUUACAUGAUGCUGUGCACUGAAAACUAUCCCAGUGUUUUGGCUUUCUGCUUCCUGGAUGAGCUUCAGAAAGAGUUCAUCACUACCUACAAUAUGAUGAAGACAAAUACUGCUGUCAGACCAUACUGUUUUAUAGAGUUUGAUAAUUUCAUUCAGAGGACCAAACAGAGAUACAACAACACGCGUUCUUUAUCAACGAAGAUGAACCUUGCUGACAUGCAGACAGAAAUCAAACUGAGGCCGCCUUAUCAAAUUUCCCUGUCAGAACUUGAUUCGGCUAAUGGCUUUGCACAUUUAUCUGCAGCAGAAUAUAGGGGUACCGGUAAGAUAUCUGCAGCUCCUCACCAACGUCUGGAUCCUGUGACUCUGCCUGGGAUUGUCUCAUUUGUCCUCAGUCUCUUGUGCGGAGCUUUGAAUUUAAUUCGUGGCUUUCAUGCCAUAGAAAGUCUUUUACAGAAUGAAGGAGAAGAUUUCAGCUACGUUAUUGCGUUUUUUCUUGGAACAGCAGCCUGUUUGUACCAGUGUUACCUGUUCGUAUAUUACACAGGCUGGAGGAAUGCCAAAUCCUUCCUGACUUUUGGCUUAAUUUGCCUGUGUAACAUGUACCUGUAUGAACUGCGCAACCUGUGGCAGCUCUUCUUUCAUGUGACUGUGGGAGCAUUUUCAACGUUGCAAAUUCGACUGCGACGGCCACAGGGGAAGUCCCCAGAUUACAAUGUCUGACAAGUCCCGGAACACUUAGAGGCAGUCUUGUUCCAACAGAUAUUCACUCUCAGGAAUGUAAAGCUGUUCUCCAAAAGAAGAAGCUGUCUGGAUGGCGCUUUUUGGUUUUGUUCCUUUUUGUUUUUUAAAAUAAAGCAAUGUAAGAUGCCUGCAGACGUUUUUCACUUGCUGGUUAAAAAACCUUUUCUUUUAAAGGAACAGCAGAGGACACAAAUGAACACAGAACUAGGGGAGAGAAAUGGGUCAGAUUGUGUAGUAAAAUGGUUGUUGAUGGGAGACUUGUUUUGGUGGCAUGAGAGAAGCUUUGCUCAAGAGUAUGUCAAUGGAAGGAAUGUAUAGAGUAUGUGUCCUGCAUAUCGUGCAAGCUCUUCACCUCCAAAAUCAGUUUUGCCUUUGUGAGGCAGUAGAGGGUAGGCUAAGUUAAUAUUAAAAAUGCUGUUGCAUAUUAGCAAACUAGAUUUGGAAUAUGUAAGCUACUAAAUUUUGGAAUGUUUUGUUACACGUUGACAUUUGCGUGAGUGUUUUCUUGAUUAAAACAUAACCUGGAAA
Messenger RNA from Coturnix japonica (Japanese quail), 1886 nucleotides. RefSeq names its product SEC22 homolog A, vesicle trafficking protein (gene SEC22A). Gene Ontology annotation, biological process: endoplasmic reticulum to Golgi vesicle-mediated transport. NCBI's taxonomy places the organism in Eukaryota, Metazoa, Chordata, Aves, Galliformes, Phasianidae. The record is from RefSeq and is a predicted model, not a curated record.